Messenger RNA from Pecten maximus, 2102 nucleotides. RefSeq lists its product as uncharacterized. The transcript has 7 exons. Bases 484 to 1275 code for a protein of 263 amino acids. NCBI's taxonomy places the organism in Eukaryota, Metazoa, Mollusca, Bivalvia, Pectinida, Pectinidae. The record is from RefSeq and is a predicted model, not a curated record.
GGCCGCCAGACGGGAGAAGGAUCCGUCUUUGAGCAGGUAUUCAGUAGCCGUCUGCUCCGUCAGCCAUUGUUUCGUCUGUGAUGUGACGACUGGAAUAGUCGUAAGGAGUAAGUUUUGUUAUCAUGUGGCAGGUGUUGAAGAAGCGCCAUCUACAUGGAAUGAAACAGUGAACGAUUGAGAAGUGACUGAUGGCACUGACUGACAAGAUGUAACCAACUUCAACAUCUCUCGUCUGACCUUGGAAGGAAAAAUGAAGGAGACACGACUUUACUUUGUUUCAUUUACUACAAACUGUAUUUACUAAAUGUACCAUUUUAUACAAAAACCCUCACUGAAUAUAACGUGCUCGCUGUUGACGCUACCGUAUGGGAUAUCUAAUAGUGCGAAUAACCGUGGGAGCUACAAGAGUUUGUUAGCCUCAAAUGGAGUCUUGGUGUAUUGUUUUUGUGUUUUGAAAUUGCAACCACAAAUCUCUGAUCCACUAUGACCAACAGAGAUGACCCCAUGCAUGGUGACCCUGACCAAUCAUCCACGGUGCUCCUUCCCCCAGAUAGAGUGGACAGAUCAGACGCCGUACCCAUGUUAACUUGCGACGCUGAUGAUGACCGUGACGACCACCGGAAGUCAGAAGGCUUUCUUACCAUCACCCGGAAAUACGUCCCGACGAUGAAGUUGCAGAGGCCAGCAUGUAGCACGGUGCGGCGAUUUCUGCUAUUGAUUGUGGGGUGUGUUCUCGUCGGAUUGUCGUUGAUCCUCAUGGUAACCGGAACCAUUAGAUUCCACCAGUGCCAGAAUCACAAGGGGUCUUCAGUCUGGGACAACCAGUUCCUUGGAACUCACUUCGCGGAUCUGGUGUCUUUAAACAACUUCGCUCUGGAGAAGGUCACUGCACAGACGUCAACCAACAUAGCGGCAGCAGACGGCGAAUCCAAGUAUGCUGUAGAUGGCGACAUCAAUACGUGCUCAGAGACAGACGCGGAGAUUCGUCCUAUCUGGGAGGUAGAUCUGGGUACCGUCCGACCUGUGGGUGACGUCAUGAUCCACGGCCGCGUAGGGUUCGAUUUCCAUGACAUGUACGUGUACAUCAGAAACACUAACUCCAGUGGUGACCGCCAGGUGUGUUUCAGUCACCCCGAGCCCCUAAAUAGUCACGUGCUCGUCACAAACUGUCGUCAGGACCUCAGCGGCAGAUACGUAACGGUGGAGAUGACCUCUAAGGACCGUGCUCCUAAUGUGCGCCUGGUGCUGUGCGAGGUCAUCAUCACACAGAGGUAACAACACACAUUUGUAAAGGCGGUAACAUUCCGGGGACUUCAAACAAAAGGUGGCAUCAGACCUGUGGUACGAGGAAGUGUUAGAUAAGAGACAAUGAUGCAAGUUGGAAAUAUUUCAAAUUUCCGAAACAUGGACAAUCGUACGCGAUAUCGUUUGUACUAUAAUAUAUACGAGGGACAUUAUCGAUGGCAGAAACGUGAACUGGAAUUGCAUGCCAUAAAAUGGACUAAAAUGACACGGAUCACGUGACACUAGUAUUUUUGCUGUGACGGCCACUCGUCAGCAGAGGGACGACAGUCCUAAAGAUAUCUGAUUUAUGUACUUUUAUAGACUGCCGUUCCAGUCAGGGUAUUUUAUACGGAUGUGUGCGCUGGACAAUCAUGUGUUGUAGUGUUUGUACGUCUAUACAUUGUAUAUAUAAGUGUGUAGAUUCAUUUACGUUUUUUGUUCAAUCAUUGGUUUUGUGUCCAGAUGUAUUAUGUAAAACCGUGUUUCAUCAUUUCUAGAAGCUUCCCCAGUAGAGGGCGUCCCUAAACACAGAGUUUUAUUGCCAUUGACGACUCAUUUAAAUUUGUACAAUAUUACUGGAGAAACUGAGAAUGCCACAAAGUGUGCGAACGUCACUCAUACGUGUCUGGUGAUUGUUUCUCAAUGAGGACCAAUAUGUCUACUGUGUUAACACGCUAGCUGUGAUCUUGCUUGGAAUCUAGAUAUGGAGUAGUUUACAGAUGUAACAUAUUGUGUUUGACGCAUCGUUUCUUCAAACGACAACAUAUUAUCGGUGAAUCGUGUGGUUUCUCUCUCUGAGAAAUAAAGCUAUAUUUACA